AGAUUGAGCCCAAAGCCUUGUACACGCUAGGCACACAUUCUACUGACUGAGCUACAUUCCUAGCACCACACCUUUUAAAUUUAGGUCAGUUAGUAACCCCAAAAUGUCAGAGUUGGGGGUCACCGAGGAACAAUUUAGCCACAGGAACCAAUUAGGGUUUGUUCUUUCCUAUAAGGUUUGAUGGAAUAUACACACUUUGUUUGUGUUUUCCGUUUGUGCAAUCAUACAUUGUUAAAAUGCAUUAUUGCAAGCAGAAUUCCUCAGACAGGGUUUGACAGGAAGCUGUCCCAAGAGGUAACUAAGUAGCUAUGAUUCCCUUAGCCCUAUAUCCUCAGAUUUCUAGGUCUGCAGCAUAUAAUCAAAAUGGCAUUUUAACCUAUCUGUGCUGGGUUCUUUUGUUUUUGCUUCUUUGCACAAAAUGGGCAGUGGAGACCAAAACUGAUACAUAGUUUAGACCAUUAGAGAAAUAAAGAUCCUUGGGAAUUUUUGGUGAAUGACUUUGACCAAGAAGGCAAGUUGUAUGCCAAAAUCGGGCCAUGCCAGGUCCAUUUAUUUGGUUGCAACACCAAAGCAGAAAGGAGUCUCUUCUGCCACCAGGAUUUGUAACUCACUGAGGGAGUCAUUGCUGCUGAACAGAAAGAGACCUAAGGUUGGCCCAUAAUCCGACAGUAAGCACUGGUACUUGGCUGGGGCUGUUUAUUCUGCUGCUCUACAGUAGGUGGACUCUGGGCGUGGUGGGCGUGCUUGUCUAAGUACCUGUUUGCAGAACACCCACGCAGGGCAGAGCUAAAACAGCCGUAAUCUGAAACCAGUCUAGUUGGUUUUCCUUCCCAGCAGUCAGAGAAAAUCUGCAUUCCAGAUGAAACCUGCCGGCUAGCUGGAGGAAAGCAUUUAAAAACAAAAAGACAUUCCAAGGGUAGUAAAUUAACUGCUCUGAGAGUUCUGGGCACUUUGAGAGGAUCUUUUUCUUUACUUCCUGUCUUUGAUUAGGGGUUUGCAGGAGGCUGUUGAUGUAGGCGAAAUGCUGGGUUUGGGACCUGGCUGGCCCAGGCCUCUGAUUAAGAUCAGGAUGGAAAAGAGGGCUCACUUCUGAAGUCCUUUGGUCAUUUUCUGCUGAUUCACUUUGGAAUCUCUUGGGCUGCACCAGGGGGUGGUUCAGGGCUGUCAGGACCAGCUUGCCGGCUCAGCACUUUAGGAACCUCAACUUGCUCACCAAUGAGGAAGUUGAAUGCGACCAGGAGGAUCGUAGGCACGGGGCGGAGCUCCUCCUGAAGUCCUGGGCUGGGAUUACGGGACAGGCUGACUUUGCCUGCCACAAAACGCCUUUUGUCCUGGGGAGUAAAUACGGAAGUCCAGAAGAGCAGCCUGCCUGCCCAUGUGUAGUAAGGUGUGCGGCCCCAGCUGCGUUGGGGCAUAGAGUUGCCCAGACUUAGCAAGUUGCCCUGGGCACGCCGGCAUCGAACAAACCGGAAGGGAGGGCUCUGUGACCUGAAAGAGACCAAGUGUGUUUUCUGAGCAGCUGAAAGCCUGGCUCUCUCCCCGGUCCUGUAGCUCCCUGUCCUGUAAGUCAAGAGCAGAUGGAGCGGAUAAACUGAGCGAGCAGGGCAGGUAACACAAGGCAGAACUUCUGUCAAGGGCACUGCGGGGACAUGGAGGAGGUUGGUAACUCUCUCAACAGCGGAGAUGUGCUGGAACCCGACAAAUCCGAAGCCGGGCUGGAGAUGGCUCAGUCGAUCCUGAGUAAAUUCUCUAUGAAAUCACUGUUUGGAUUUACAAGUAAAUUGGAUUCCUUGGAUCCUGAAGAGGAAGAUGCUGUGCUGAAGUCAUUUCGCAGUUUAGAGGUGGAUCCCAGCGAAGGCUCAGAUCAGCCACAGCCAGAGGCUCCAGUUCCACCUGAUCUUGAAAAUGAUGAGAAGUCCGCAAGCGCGGAGACAGGAUCGGAGGGAAAUCAGGGGAAAGCCAGAUCAGGCACCUCUUCCCCUGGUCAUGAGCUGCGUUCACCUGCCACUGUGAGUGUGGAUGGUGAGGAUGUCAUUUGGGUCCAUGGGACCCUGGUUCACACCACCAGUGAUUCUGACUCUGAAGAUGGAGGCCAAGAGGCAGAAGAAAGAAGUGGCCUUGAUACCCAGGAGUCGACCACCGUUGUUUCUUCUGAACCAUGUCAAGAGCCCAAAGAAAGACCGGGAGAUUCUGACGACACUGGGGAAACUGAUGAUGCAGAACUCCGUGAUGAUUCUAAGAGAACUUUACCUGAGACAAGUAGCAAACUGGACCCUGGCGGUGAUGGUAGCCACCCAGCGGAGCACAGCCACGGGCAGGGCCAGGCUGCAGAAGAAAGGCCCCAAAUCCCACCCGCAGCAUCAGACCAGACUGCUGGUGUCACCGAGAGUACUGUUUCUAAAAGAGAGAGAGAAGCUCCCGGAGGAGAGAAGUCGUUCCAGCUUCCAGCUUUCUUUAGUGGGCUCCGGGUGCUGAAGAAGGGGGCUACAGCGGAGGCAGGGGAGACCAUUACUGAAAUCAAACCCAAGGACGGAGACUUGGCUUUGCUCAAGCUGACCCAGCCUGUUCAUAAAUCCCUGGUGCAGGGAGGCCAGCAGACAGUGAAGAGCCAGGGUAGAACAACUGAUCCGAAGGCCACUCCCACUCUCCUGGAGCAGCUAUCUCAGCUACUGAACAUUGACAUGCCAAGAACCGAAGUGAAGGAAGCCGACCCUGAGUUCCCUGGAGCCGACGAGAUGGGCUAUAGUACUGACCAGGAGAACCAGAAGUGUUCUGGAGAUGCCCAAGUCCAGGGUGGCCAGGUGAAGGCAAAGCCACCAGAGACUGCCCUGGAGGCCUUUAAGGCCUUAUUCAUCCGUCCCCCUAAAAAGGGGACCACAGCUGACACCUCCGAGCUGGAAGCUCUUAAGCGGAAGAUGAGACACGAGAAGGAAUCACUCCGCGCUGUGUUCGAAAGGUCCAAGUCAAGGCCAGCAGACAGCCCCUCUGAUCCCAAAAGCCCGGACCAGAGCCCCACAGAGCAGGACGACAGGACUCCUGGCAGACUCCAAGCUGUCUGGCCACCCCCAAAGACAAAAGACACAGAAGAAAAAGUGGGACUGAAGUACACUGAAGCAGAAUACCAGGCUGCUAUCUUACAUCUGAAGAGGGAGCACAAAGAAGAAAUCGAAAACCUGCAGGCUCAAUUUGAACUUAAGACAUUUCACAUCCGGGGUGAGCAUGCAUUAAUAACAGCAAGACUUGAAGAAACUAUUGAAAAUCUCAAGCAACAGUUAGACCACCGCUGGGGAGGAGGAUGUGAAGAGAUGAGAGACGCAUGCAUCUCUACUGAUGAUGACUGCCCCCCAAAGGCCUUCAGAAAUGUGUGCAUCCAGACAGACAGAGAGACGUUCCUCAAGCCCUGUGAAGGUGAAAGCAAGACAACCAGAAGCAACCAGAUAGCACCCAAGAAGUUGAAUAUCUCGUUAACCCAACUCUCUCCCACAAAAGACAGUAAAGACAUCCACAUACCACUUCAGACAGGGGAAGGCAUCUCAUCCAGUCAACAGAAGAUAUCACCUCCACCUCCCACACCUCCUUUUCCUCCGCCUCUCAUUCCUCCCCCUCCGCCUCUCCCCACUGGACUUGGACCUUUGCCACCAGCACCACCCAUAUCACCUGUGAGUGCUGGGCCACCACCACCACCUCCUCCACCUCCUCCACCACCUCCCCUGCCUCCAAGUGCUGGACCUCCCCCACCUCCUCCCCCACCACCACUUCCUAAUGUCCUGGCUCCUCCUAACAGUGGAGGGCUUCCUCCUCCUCCUCCUCCUCCUCCUCUCCCCCCUCCUCCUCCUCCCCCAGGACUUGCACCUCCACCUCCUCCUGGACUAUCCUUUGGACUCAGCUCUUCUUCUAGUCAGUGUCCUCGUAAACCAGCCAUUGAACCCAGCUGUCCCAUGAAGCCUUUGUAUUGGACUAGAAUACAAAUAAGUGAUAAGAGCCAAGAUGCCACACCAACUUUAUGGGACUCCUUAGAAGAACCUCAUAUUAAGGACACCAGUGAAUUUGAAUAUUUAUUCUCCAAAGACACAACUCAACAGAAGAAAAAACCCCUGUCAGAAACCUACGAGAAGAAGAACAAAGUCAAAAAGAUCAUCAAGUUAUUGGACGGAAAACGAUCUCAAACUGUGGGAAUCUUGAUAUCUAGUUUACAUUUGGAAAUGAAGGAUAUCCAACAGGCCAUAUUUAACGUGGAUGACUCUGUGGUUGACCUGGAGACCCUGGCAGCCUUAUAUGAAAAUCGAGCCCAAGAGGAUGAGUUGACUAAAAUAAAAAAGUACUACGAGACAUCCAAAGAAGAAGACUUGAAGCUGUUGGACAAACCUGAACAAUUUCUGCAUGAGUUAGCCCAGAUUCCCAAUUUUGCUGAGCGUGCCCAAUGCAUAAUCUUCAGGGCUGUGUUUUCUGAGAGUGUUACUUCCCUACACAGAAAAGUAGAGAUUGUCACACGAGCCUCAAAGGGCUUGCUGCACAUGAAGAGUGUAAAGGACAUCUUAGCUCUCAUUCUGGCUUUUGGAAAUUAUAUGAACGGAGGGAACAGGACUCGAGGGCAAGCAGAUGGAUAUGGUUUAGAAAUCCUACCCAAACUCAAAGACGUCAAAAGUCGGGACAAUGGGAUGAACCUGGUGGACUAUGUCGUGAAGUAUUAUCUGCGGUACUAUGAUCAGGAAGCUGGAACAGACAAGAGUGUUUUCCCACUACCUGAACCACAAGAUUUCUUUCUGGCCUCCCAAGUCAAGUUUGAAGACCUCAUAAAAGAUUUGAGAAAACUGAAGCGACAGCUAGAAGCAAGUGAGCAACAGAUGAAGUUGGUGUGCAAGGAGUCCCCAAAGGAGUAUCUGCAGCCUUUCAAGGACAAGCUGGAGGACUUCUUCCAGAAAGCCAAAAAAGAGCAUAAAAUGGAAGAAAUUCACUUGGAGAAUGCACAGAAGAGUUUUGAAACAACGGUGGGAUAUUUUGGAAUGAAGCCAAAGACUGGAGAGAAGGAGAUCACCCCAAGCUAUGUGUUUAUGGUAUGGUUUGAGUUCUGCAGCGACUUCAAGACAAUUUGGAAACGGGAGAGUAAGAGCCUAUCUAAAGAGAGAUUAAAAAUGGCUCAGGCAUCUGUCAGCAAACUGACAUCAGAGAAGAAAGUGGAGACGAAGAAAAUUAAUCCCACUGCUAGUCUGAAAGAAAGACUGCGUCAGAAGGAAGCCAGUGUGGCCACCAGCUAACAUGGAAACAGAAGGAAAUUCCAGUGCAAGAGGAGGCCACCCAGUGCUCCUUUAGACCCAAGUGCCAAGGGAGUUCCUGACAGAUCUGCUACAGAACAUCUGCUUUGCUUAUCUCCUUCUGAGGUCCUCUGUAGAAAGUACCUGUGCCUUCCUUGAGAAGUCCCUUGUUAAUCCACAGGAACAAUGUGAUGCUAUGUAUAGGAAUGUUACAGGAAUAUUUGAUAGUUGUUUCUUAUGGAAGUCCAAAGUCCAUCCUAUAAAAGAAUCAGAAGAUGUACCAAAAUGUUUCACAUUUUACUUUAUGCUGAAAUGCUACGCUUUCCAAUGUGUAUCCAUCAUGGAAAAAGAGGUACAUCUCUUAUAGUGAUUGCCUUGAGAGAACUCAAGCCUUGUUCCUCACACACUGUUUUUUUUUUUUUUUUUUUUUUUUUUAUUGGUCUUAAUCUUGAUCCGGUUGUACCAAGAUCCUAUGGAUGUUGAAACAUGGGUGGAAAGAGAGAAAAUAAUAACCAAAAACCUUAUCCUGGAGACUAAGUUAUGAUGCUGAGAGUGAACAUUAGACAUUGAGAUAGGACCACUCAAUUAACAUGGCUUCCUGACCAGUAGAGAUUCUGUACCAACUUCUAAUAGAAACAGGGCAGGGACAGACUUGGAUUGCGUGCUCUCUUGGACAAGGGACUAGGUGGCUUCAGAUCCAUUGUGGACCGUGAAUGAAUGCUAUGUAGACUUGUAGAUGAGGUCUACAGUGUAUCCCACCACUCCCAGCAGUUUCCAGGAGAGCAAAUGAUACUACCUUUUAUCAUGACCUUGACUCAUAAGCAUAUGAAGAAUGGUAGCCAGGAACUGUUUGCUGUUCCAAAACUUAUGAUCAGAGAAAAGUUCUUUACAGUGAAGUGAAAGCAAAGUGGUUGUGUUAGUAUUACCCUCUGAAUGGACUGUCAGGACAGGUUGUAUUUUCUAACUCUGGCCCUUAAAUCACGGAGAAAAGCCACCUGGGACCUUUUGCCUACAUUUUUCUCCCUAAGCCACCACUGUUUGAACUUCCCUGGUGAGAAAACAAGAAAGAGGACUGGGCAUGAACUGAGGAUUGUAUUGAAGACUGUUUUGAAGCCUUGAUACAAUGAAGGAAUGUGCUUCUUCUCCUGUUGGUGGAGACAGUCUAGAGUUACUCAGAGUCUUGCAUCCCUUGCUGAUCUGGCUACCUCUAGCUGCCACGUGGAGCCUGCCUCUUGCCUCAGCAACUUUCUAGAACUUUUGAACUUGCCAGAUACCUUAAGUGUCCUCCUGGAAUCUGCCUGCCAGUCAUCAGCCCCCCACUCAGGGACACUCCGAUAACAGAUGCAAGCUAAUGAAAGCAGAACUGUAGCCAGAUAAAGUGCAAACCUUGUGAAACAAGAGUAGCUGGCAUCUACUGAGUCACAGAUGCCAUUUCCAUGCCGGUGCUAAUUGUCUUUCAGUGGCCCAAAGGAAGGAGCAUGGUCACUUGGCUUAUUUUAAUCAAAAUGAAAGGGUGAGACAAAAUAGACAAUCAAAUAAGAAACUUAAUAUGACUAGAAUGCCUUGGUGUCACUGUUCUUUUCCUUUUGCUUUUUGUAUAUUGUUUCCGUUAUUCUCACUGUAACUAUGAAGAAGAGCAAAGGACUUAACCAACAAGGCAAAUUCCACUUGUAGACAUCCUGUUCUCUCCCUGGUGUCCUUGUUAGUAUUGAAGUGCAAAAGAAAAAUGCAAUUUUGUCUGUACCCCAGGAGUCAUCUCAGCAUUCUGUGAGGUCUGCACAUGCCUAGAGCCGUAUGGAUCCUGUGGAUGGGAUGAGUGGGAACAGGAAGCUUUCAGUGGGGUUGAUGCCACCUCAGGUCUCUAAGUAAGAUGUUCAUGAGUCAUCACAGGUGGCACGGUCUCUCUGUCCUUCAAGAACACAGCAGAUCUUAUAGGCUGUUGAGAACUAAACCAUACUGUUGGGGGUUGAGGACAAUUUUUUGUUUUCUAAUAUCCUAACUAUUUUGUAGUACAUAUCCCCCAUUUAAAAAGUCAAAGAUAAAACCAGUUGGGGUAAGGAUGCUGCAGAGAUGGCUCAGUAGUUGAGAGCACAUACUGUUCUUGUAGAUGUCCUGGGUUUAGAUUCCAUUGCCUUUGUUGGGUGGCUCACAAUCACGAUAACUAUCUUGAAAAAUCUGACAUCCUCUUCUGUCCUCUACGGACAGAAUACAC
Messenger RNA from Peromyscus leucopus (white-footed mouse), 7464 nucleotides. RefSeq names its product formin-1. Bases 1650 to 5255 code for a protein of 1201 amino acids. Gene Ontology annotation, molecular function: microtubule binding. The transcript has 17 exons. Gene Ontology annotation, biological process: actin nucleation. Gene Ontology annotation, cellular component: endoplasmic reticulum membrane; actin filament; cytoplasm. Lineage: Eukaryota; Metazoa; Chordata; Mammalia; Rodentia; Cricetidae. The record is from RefSeq and is a predicted model, not a curated record.